This is a messenger RNA of Daucus carota subsp. sativus, 1257 nucleotides long. RefSeq names its product protein TIFY 10A-like. The record is from RefSeq and is a predicted model, not a curated record. The transcript is spliced from 5 exons. Lineage: Eukaryota; Viridiplantae; Streptophyta; Magnoliopsida; Apiales; Apiaceae. Bases 162 to 950 code for a protein of 262 amino acids. Gene Ontology annotation, biological process: regulation of jasmonic acid mediated signaling pathway; regulation of defense response; response to wounding. Gene Ontology annotation, cellular component: nucleus.
ACUAUUGUCUUUAUUUUCUCACAUCACAUCCUCUCUAGAAACCAUCGCAAUGCCUGCCUCCAUUUGUUCACUUUCUCCCCACACACACAAAUCACCUCUGCUGUUCCAUUGUUUUUGUACCUCCUUGUUGGAGUCCUCCCUCUAUAAAGACUGUACCGCGGAUGAAAAGUAUAUGUGAAAAUAUAUUAGAAAUGUCAGCAGCUUCGAAAGAUUGUAUCAAGACUGAGAAGUUUGAUCUGUCAGAUGAUAGGAUGGAUGCUGUUAGUGAUGAAUCCAACCUUGGAUUGUUCAGAAAGUAUGUGUUGAAGAAAGGCCAGCAGAGUAAAGGCAAGCGAGUUGCAGAAGAAAUGUCGGAGUCUGUCAGAAACCAGCUGAGGUUUUCUGCCUUGAACCCUCAGCAGUUUGCCUAUACUUCUCGGCCUUCUACUCUGCUGGAGAAACACUUGCUUCCUGCGCUUGAAUCCAGUGCAAAGUUACCAAUUUCAUCUGGUGAAAGCAAGACUGCAAAACCACAGCUAACAAUUUUCUACAAUGGCGCCAUCAAUGUAUAUGAUAACGUCUCUGUUGAUCAGGCGCAAGCCAUUUUCCUUUUAGCAGGUAGAGCAACUGUAUCGCCUCCAACUGUGACGGAAACACCCAAAGUGGACAUCGCAAAACCUCAGAAAGUAGACAACACAUCCUCUAUUGGCAAGUUGCAGACUGAUCUUCCUCUAGCAAGAACGAUUUCUCUCCAACAUUUCCUAGCAAAGCGUCGCCAAAGGAUAAUGAGCAAAUCUCCGUACCCUGCACCCUCCAGCAGUAGCACUCGAAAAGAUGUUGAUAAAGAGUAUGCUGAAAUGAAGCAGAACAGAAACAACAUUGUGGAUCUAAAUGAAGAAAAAAGCUUCUCAAAAUCUCCUUUCCCUUCCCAGGGAUUCUUUUUCCCCAUUCCAGCUAACAAGCGUUGUUAAGUAUGAUUAGUUCUUAUGAUAAAGACGUUUAAUUAUGUUCAAGUAGUAGUAUAAUUAGCUUUAGACUUUCAGACAUUAUAAUCAGCAUUUCAGCAUUAUAAAUUCACACCAGCUUACAAACAUAAAAAUAAGACCACGUAUAUCAUCAGACUUUACUGUGAUGUUGUGUGCUUGUUACAGCUUUCCUGAACUCACAGAGUUACAGUAAUGGCUAGGGUUUUCGUGAUCAUAGGCAUAUGUGCACGUGCUUCUAUCAACUUGUAAAAUCAGUCCUCAUUCCUUAACAAUGUUCUAUACUUCUAUUACA